UAGCAGCAGAUAAACUCGAGACAUCAUGGAGGCAGGUGCAGUCGCCCUGCUGCUCUUCGCACUGUUGGGGAGUUCAGCGACUCUCAGCUUUUAUGGAGACAGCAUCACGUUCAUGCCUCCACACAGGAAUAAGGAUGGGACGUAUGGGGUGACUUUUUAUCACAGACAGAACGGCAGACGCAGCUGUGGAGACCAGUCAUCCUUCACAUGUGGCAGUGGAGUGUGCACGAGCUUUGACAAGUCCAGCGUCCUGCAAACAGACCACGAUACCACCGGCAAGGGCAGGUGGUGCCAGUCUGAAGGUCACACCACAGCGACCAUCUUAACCAAUAAGAGCUCCUUUUCUCUGAGUGAUUCGGGCUGCUGCUGGGGGUCAAAUGUCGACGGGAAAACAAACUGGACGGCUCACGCAGAGUUGGACCUGGGAAGCCGAUCUGACUCACACGCCCUCAACGGCUGUCCUGUGACGACCACAGUGUCCUCUUUACGGGCGCCUCAGAACUGCUUUACAAGGCUUCAUCUGCUGGCACACGAUCCAGACGGAGAUCACGUGAGAUGUCGUUUUGCAUCAGACGCCACACCUCCUGCAAACUUCACUGUGGACGAGACUACCUGCACACUGAGAACUUCAGGUCAAGUGGCCGUUGGCGUCCACGUGUUUGAGGUGAUGCUGGAGGACUUUUCCAGGAAAAACAUCACUUUGACCUACGCUGAUGGAACAUCAGUGUUUCGGGAGGCCUCCGACAUGAAUUCACCUCCUCUCUGCAAAGUGAAGCUGCAGUUCUCCAUGGAGAUCCUUCCUCCUAUACCGAGCUGUGAGGCUGGUCACGUCCAGCCCAUGUUCUUGUCCAGGACUCCGUCACAUGGCGCUGUUCUUUACGCCUCUGUGGGUCAGAACUUCCAGCUUCAUGCCCAAGCACAGGCUCACCAUGCCAGCAUACACGACUUCCAGGUCAGCGGGCCGCAGAACAUGAGCAAAGAGUUCAGAGAUGAGAAGUUUGGAAAAGCUGAAGUGAUUCUGAGCUGGACGCCACAGCACAGCGACGUGUACAGAUUUGUGCCAGUCUGCUUCACCGCAGAGACAAAUGAAAGCCAAUCAGACAUGAGGUGUGUUGUCGUCAUGGUGACCCAAGCUGCUCUCGUUCAAGGUAAGGCCACAGUCAAAUGCUCCCCCAACAAGAUGAUGGUGAUCCUCGACGAAGCUUCCAUGCCCGGCAUUGACGUGAACUUCCUGAAGCUGAGAGACCCGACGUGCUCUCUCACCUCCAAUGGCACCCACAUCACGGGCACCAUGUCGUUCAGCACCUGCGGCACAAGACUGGAGGACAAAGGGGACGUUUUGUCUUUCACCAAUGAGAUCAUCUCCUUUGAGCUGCCCAACGAGGUCAUAGUCCGAAGGAAGUCUGUUAAGAUCGACAUCGCCUGCCAGUUUCCCAAAACCAUCAGCAUCUCCAGCUACUACAAUCUCCACAAGUCUGACUACAUUUUCACCGAGUCCAGCUUCGGCAGCUUCGGCUACACUUUUGAGGUCUACUCCGACGGCAACUUCACCAACAAGGUGCCGGCCAGCGCCUAUCCGGUGGAGGUCAUGCUGCUGGAGACCAUUUAUAUGGGCAUUCAGGCUGAAUCAGAUCUACCGAAUGUGAAUCUGUUUGUGGAGUCAUGCAAAGCCACUCCUGAUGACAACCCUGAAAACACCCUCAACUAUGACCUCAUCAAGAACGGGUGUCUGCAGGAUGAAACGAUUAAAGUCCAUCCAUCCGAUCCAACUUCUUACAACUUUGAGGUUCAAGCCUUUAAAUUUACGGGAAACUAUGACCAGGUGUACAUCACCUGCUCCGUCAUCCUGUGCGAGCCUGGCAGUGCGUUCUCCAGAUGUGCUCAGGGUUGUCUGCAGAGUCCGUCCCGCAGACGCAGACGAUCGCUGAGCAGGGAGACCAGCGGGCACUACAUUACCCAGGGUCCUUUGCAGUUUGUCAAGCCACCUGUUCCCGUCGCAGCUGCGGACGACAACGAGCUCGAUGCUGUGAUGAAGAACAUUGACCCGCCCACUGCUGCAGUCGACCCUCCACCAGUGAUUCCAGUCACCAAAGCCGGAGGAGGAGGAGGAGGAGGAGGAGGAGGAGGAGGAGAAAGGUGGGGGGUGGUGGAGGUCCUGAGCACCAACAUGAGCACUGUGGGAUUUUGCAGCGCCUUCAUCGUGUCGCUGGUGCUGAUGGCCGUGGCCGUUCGUCACUUCAGCAGGAAGAGAAAAGCUGAAGACCAGAGUUCGCUCCUGGUGUCAGGCUGGGAGAACUAAACACACAGCGUCAGCACUUAUCACCCUCCUCUUCCUCCUCCUCCUCCUCCUCCUCCUCCUGCUCUCACCAGGAGUUCAAAGUUUCCUUAUUAACAUGUUUUCCACCUCCACGACCCAGCCACUGAAAUAAAUACACCUUUCUGCAAACCACAACAUGUUACGUUUAUAUGUUUCAUAUUUAAUAUUCCAUUUUAUGUUACAGCUCUGUGGUUAACGUAACGAACAGUCAUGUUCUGGUGAAAAGAACAUCAUGUGUUGGCUUGAAACAUCUAACACAACUGGAAAUGUCCCGCCAUCCACCGUCCUCUCCUCCUGAUGACACACUCAGCUCAGACACGAGAUCUGAAAUAUAUGAAAUGUAAAAAUGAAACAUAUCUGUGGUUUGCAGAAACGUACAGUGCAAACGUUUUGUUCAGGUGACUGGGCUGUUGGAGCUGCAGUGGGAGGACGGCAACACAGAGAGGACAUUUAGCAUUAAAAAUGACAUUCAGUAACGCUGAAAGAUGCUCGUAUGAUAUGAUUAUGGGGUCACAUGUCAUUAUCUGUCUACGCUCUUGUUUCUGGCCUCUCCAGUAGAAUAAAGGCACAGGCCAUCAGGAUCAGCUUAACCUUUAAAUGAAGUACAUCGUUUGAGCUCUGUUUCGUACAUAUAAAAGCUUUUGUUGAAUGCUUCUCUGAA
This is a messenger RNA of Epinephelus fuscoguttatus (brown-marbled grouper), 2978 nucleotides long. RefSeq lists its product as uncharacterized. Lineage: Eukaryota; Metazoa; Chordata; Actinopteri; Perciformes; Serranidae. The record is from RefSeq and is a predicted model, not a curated record. The transcript is spliced from 13 exons. Bases 26 to 2299 code for a protein of 757 amino acids.